AUGACAGAUCCAAGGAAAAGGAAAGCACGUCAUUUACUAAAACCAGAAAAUCUAUCAACGUCAAUUCAAAUAACUAAUUUCCCUAAUGAGUGGGAGCAAGACAUUAUCACAUCAAUAAUUGCAGGAUCUGGUCCAAUUAUUGAAAUAAUACCAAAGACAGAUCCAAGAACAGGUAAAUUAACUUCAAUAAAUUAUGAUUAUAAGACAAAUAAAGAUUGUGAAAGAGCUUAUAAUACUCUUUCACAAAUUAAUGGAUUACCAUUCCAAAUGGAAAAAGUAAUAUCAUCUAAUUAUAAAGAGAAAUUAUCUCAAUCGUAUACAAACGUAGAGGAAUUGAAAUUAAAUAGAGACAAAUUCCCAUGGGAGAUGAACCUUGACUUGCCAUUUGAUAUGAUCACUGAAGUACCUUUACCAAGAAGGCCAUUGAUGACAAACAAACAAUCACAACAACAGCAACAACAACAAAAUUAUUCAACUAAUAGCAUAGGAAAUAAUGAUUCUCAAAUGAAUAGAAAUACUAGCAAACCACUCAGCGACAAUAAUACUCAAGAUACAUUCCCAGAUAUCUUAAGUAAGGCAUCUAAACAUUUACCAGAAUUAAUUGAUGGUUCAUUAAGUAUAAAAGACGAAGUAUCAAAUAAUUUAAGUAAGAUACCACCAUUACAAUUGAUUGAAAUAAUAUCGAAUUUAAAGAUCUUGUCAACUCAAGAUUCAAUUAAUAGAUCAUCACAAAUUGAAACAUUCCUAAAAUCAAAUAGUAAUUUAACCUUAGCAAUAUCACAAGCUUUACUAGAAAUGGGGCUAAUUAACUAUAAUGUGAUCAAUAAAGUGCUUGAAAGAAGAUCCAAUCAACUAAGAAUAAACAGUAGCUCAACUACAAGUACUGUAAAUAAUAAUAAUAACAAUAAUAAUAAUUCUAGCUCUGAAUCAAGUACAUCUGCUACUCCAAUGUUAAAUAUGAAUACACAACAACCGCCAAUGAAUAUGAAUAUUCCAAUGGGUAUGGGUAUGGGGAUGCCUAUGCCUGUGCCUAUGCCGAUGAAUCCAUCGGUUACUCCACCAACUCUUGGUAAUACAAAUAUAAAUGUUCUGCCACAACAGCAGCAACCACAACAACCUCAGCACCAACCUGUACAGAUGAAUGCUAACGUACAUAUGGGGAUGGUACCACCACAACCUCCUAUGAAUAUGGGUAUGCCACAACGACAGCCGGUAGCAGCACAACAACAACAACAGCAGCAGCAGCAGCAACAGUCUCAUCCUCCUGUAUUUAUACCGCCGCAAUUUCAAGCACCACCAUUACAGAAUUCACCACCUCCAUUAUUUCCUCCCGCUCCUCCCGUGGCGCAACCACAACCUCCUCGUCCAAUUAUUAAAGAAACGUAUGAUGAUAAUAUCAAUUAUAUCAAAUUGAAACAGUUACCUGAGAAUCAGCAAGAAAUGAUUAAACAAGUAUUGAGUUUAUCAAAGGAUCAAAUCAAGCUAUUACCCAACGAUCAACAGUCAAUGGUUAAUAAUUUUAGAACUGAGUACUUGUAUGAAGCGUAG
Molecule: messenger RNA, 1548 nt
Organism: Naumovozyma dairenensis CBS 421
Lineage: Eukaryota; Fungi; Ascomycota; Saccharomycetes; Saccharomycetales; Saccharomycetaceae
Gene: PTI1
Product: cleavage polyadenylation factor subunit PTI1
Exons: 1
Coding region: 1-1548 (515 amino acids)
Cellular component (GO): mRNA cleavage and polyadenylation specificity factor complex
Molecular function (GO): mRNA binding
Source: RefSeq, a predicted model, not a curated record